UCUCUCCCUCUCUCUCUCUCAAUCUCUCUCUUAAUCUCUCUCUCUUUUUAUUUACAUAUCUUUGGAAGGAAAGGAAAGAAAGGAAGUUAUCAGGAUAUAAUUAGUGAUUUUGGAGGCAAGAAAGAGUGAUGUUGAAGACAGAGCUGUGCCUUGGCUUGCCUGGAGGAUGUGAAGCUGGAGAGAUUAUCAAGACAACUGGAAAGAGAGGAUUUUCUGAGACUGUUGAGCUCAAACUCAACCUUCAAUCUGAUGCUUCACCUCAAGAUCUCAAACAUGACAAGCCCAAGAACUCAACUAUGGAGAAGAAUAAAGAUCAAGUGAUUAAGCCUCCAGCCAAGGCACAAGUGGUAGGUUGGCCACCGGUGAGAUCUUACCGGAAAAAUGUGAUGGCGGUACAGAAGAGCACAACUGAAGAAAAGAGUCCUGAGACGAAGGUGGCGUCGGCCGGAAGUAUUAGCACAGGAGCUGCAUUUGUGAAGGUUUCCAUGGAUGGCGCGCCUUAUCUUCGCAAGGUGGACUUGAAGGUGUACAAGAGCUACCAAGAACUCUCUGAUGCACUGGCCAAAAUGUUCAGUUCCUUUACCAUGAGUAAUUACGGAUCACAAGGAAUGAUCGAUUUCAUGAAUGAGAGCAGAGUUAUGGAUCUCCUCAACAGCUCUGAGUAUGUGCCUAGCUAUGAAGACAAGGAUGGCGACUGGAUGCUUGUCGGCGAUGUCCCUUGGGAGAUGUUUGUUGAUUCAUGCAAGCGUCUGCGUAUAAUGAAAGGAUCAGAAGCAAUCGUACUUGCACCAAGAGCCAUGGAGAAAUGCAAGAGAAGGUGCUGAAAAACAAAGCAAUUAAGCAAGCCAAAAGUGACCUGCUUUGAAGUUGAUUAAUAUUAUUGAUGAAGCAAGUAGCAAACAUGGAUCUAUAAAGCAGGAUUGUUGUUUGAAUGUGUCUGUUAUUUCAAGUUUGACAGUAUAUACAUAUAUUAUUAUAAAGUUUGGGACAUUUUUAAUGGACAAGAAGCAAUAAACUUUCCAAUUGUCUGCCUUGUUUAUUAGU
Daucus carota subsp. sativus is the source of this 1044-nucleotide messenger RNA. RefSeq names its product auxin-responsive protein IAA7. Lineage: Eukaryota; Viridiplantae; Streptophyta; Magnoliopsida; Apiales; Apiaceae. Gene Ontology annotation, biological process: regulation of DNA-templated transcription. The transcript is spliced from 5 exons. Gene Ontology annotation, molecular function: protein binding. The coding region runs from base 129 to 824 and encodes 231 amino acids. Gene Ontology annotation, cellular component: nucleus. The record is from RefSeq and is a predicted model, not a curated record.